Sinocyclocheilus anshuiensis is the source of this 1078-nucleotide messenger RNA. It is a transcript of the gene rab27a, whose product is annotated as RAB27A, member RAS oncogene family. Gene Ontology annotation, molecular function: GTPase activity; GTP binding. NCBI's taxonomy places the organism in Eukaryota, Metazoa, Chordata, Actinopteri, Cypriniformes, Cyprinidae. The transcript is spliced from 6 exons. The record is from RefSeq and is a predicted model, not a curated record. Bases 201 to 869 code for a protein of 222 amino acids.
AAGCACGGGAAGUGUUGCGUCACACGCACUCGGGCUUCAUGUGGGUGCGGGAGCAACUUUAGGAAACAAAGUGUCCAUCGCUUCAAAAGUACCACACACUUGCACUUGUUCUGAGCUGGUUUGAUAUUUUCGGAAAAGAACACCCAAAAGAGAUCAACAAACGUUCAGAACACUGAUUUGGUCCUCGUUCAGCUCUCAGUAUGUCUGAUGGGGACUAUGAUUAUCUCAUCAAGUUCCUCGCGCUGGGGGACUCUGGGGUGGGAAAGACCAGCUUCUUAUAUCAGUACACAGACGGCAAAUUCAACUCCAAAUUCAUCACCACAGUGGGAAUAGACUUCAGAGAAAAACGAGUGGUGUACAAAUCCACCGGUCCUGAUGGGACAGUCGGGAGAGGACAGAGGAUUCACAUUCAGCUGUGGGAUACGGCCGGACAGGAGAGAUUUCGGAGUUUGACCACAGCGUUCUUCAGGGACGCCAUGGGCUUCCUGUUACUCUUUGACCUCACGAAUGAGCAGAGCUUCCUUGACGUGCGGAACUGGAUGAGUCAGCUGCAGACGCAUGCGUACUGUGAGAAUCCCGACAUCGUCUUGUGCGGAAACAAAUCAGACCUCGAGGACCAGCACGCGGUGAAAGCGGAGAGUGCUCGGGAACUGGCGGAGAAAUACGGAGUCCCGUACUUCGAGACGAGUGCUGCGAACGGUGAGAACGUGAGCCGUGCCGUGGAGGUUCUGCUGGAUCUGAUCAUGAAGCGCAUGGAGAGAUGUGUGGACAAAUCCUGGAUCCCCGACGGGAUGGUUCGCACCAACGGCCACAGCACCAGCAACCUGGCAGAGCCGCGUGACGCCGAGCAGAGCAAGUGCGGCUGCUAAUGCCGUAAGAAUCAUUCCAUUCAAGACGAAGCCAAGGCUCUCUGAUCCUUUUCAUUAGUACAUGAAGAGGAUCAGAGACCCUGCACUGUGUUAAACUGUUGCUUUUUUCAGAAUGGAUGGACUAAAGCCACCUAGAUUCAAGUCUUCACGUUUUGAGAGCACUUUACACCAAAUCCUGCAUUCAGAAGCCUUGAUGCGUCAGAUUAGAU